GGAGGGGUCUCCCCCAAUUUGGGUCUGGGGUCUCGGGGGACAACUGAGACAAUUUGGGGUCAAUUUUGGGGGUCCCACCAUCUCACCCCCCCCCUCCCCUCUCUCCCCGCAGCCCCCCGGAGCCGCCCCGGGGAGGGGCCGGGAAUUGGGUCGGGGGUCGCGGGGGGGCUGUACCACGAGCGGCAGCGCCUGGAGCUCUGCGCCCUGCACGCCCUCAACAACCUCCUGCAGCGGCCCUGGCUCAGCAAGGCCGCGGCCGACGGCAUCUGCCGGCGGCUGGCCCCCCGCGCCCGGCCCAACCCCCACCGCAGCCCCCUGGGCACGGGGAGCUACGACGUCAACGUGGUGAUGGCGGCGCUGGGCACGCUGGGGCUGGCGGCCGUGUGGUGGGACCGGCGCCGCCCCCUGGAGCGCCUGGCGCUGCCGCCGCUGCUGGGGCUGCUGCUCAAUGUCCCCUCCCGGGUGACACUGGGGACGCUGGCCCUGCCCCUGCGCCGCCCCCACUGGCUGGGGGUGAGGGAGAUCCGGGGCGUGUUCUACAACCUGGACUCGAAACUGGAGUCACCUGAGGCCAUCGGGGACGAGACACAGCUCAGGUGAC
Oenanthe melanoleuca is the source of this 601-nucleotide messenger RNA. Its product is annotated as josephin-2-like. The transcript is spliced from 3 exons. NCBI's taxonomy places the organism in Eukaryota, Metazoa, Chordata, Aves, Passeriformes, Muscicapidae. Gene Ontology annotation, biological process: protein deubiquitination. The annotation marks the transcript as partial. Gene Ontology annotation, molecular function: cysteine-type deubiquitinase activity. The record is from RefSeq and is a predicted model, not a curated record.